Stylonychia lemnae is the source of this 2697-nucleotide messenger RNA. The record is from the annotation of a GenBank genome assembly. NCBI's taxonomy places the organism in Eukaryota, Ciliophora, Spirotrichea, Sporadotrichida, Oxytrichidae.
AUGAAAAAAGGUGGAGCUGGAGGUGGCCAAGGUGGCGAUGAGAAUAAGAUUGGCAGUAAAUUCGGUAGAAAGCGCAACAAGAAAGGAGGAGAAGAAGAUGAUACUCCCAUUAGAACAAGAGUGAGAGAAUUCAUUGAAGGAAAGUAUAUAACAGUUUUAAUGUCAUUAACUACUAUUUUUGCUCUCUUUGGGGAUGAUUUGCGUCUUUGGUUCACAACAAAGGAUGCAGAUCCUCUGUUUUAUGGUGGUUUGAGCAUUUCAUUCCUUCUCUUUUCAGUUGAAAUUAUGAUAAACAGUUGUGUAGUUGAUGAUUUUAAAUACAGUUUCUUUUUUUGGCUUGAUAUGAUAGCUACUCUCAGUUUGAUUCCAGAUAUUGCUUGGGUUGUAGAAUUCAUUGAGAUUUUAAUGGGAAUGGCAUAGGAUAGUCAAUCUGCUGAUGUUUUCCCUGGACAAACUAAUAACUCCUCGGACGCUAGCUCAAAGGCCACAAAAGUAGUAAAAUCCUUGAGACUUAUCAGAUUGAUCAGAAUUAUUAAGUUGUAUAAGUAUGCUGUAAAAUCUAAUGCAGAAGUAGAGGAAGCAAAGCUAAGAGAACAACAAAAGCUAUCUUAAAAUGCAUAGCAGGCUGCUUUAAAGAGGGAAAUGGAGCCAUCAAGACUUGGAAAGGCGUUAUCGGAUACUACGACAAGAAGAGUUAUCAUUGGAGUUCUUGGAAUGCUGAUGAUUCUCCCUUUGCUUACAUACAGUGACUCAGAUUUUUCAUCAGAAUAUGGACUUAGAAAGCUAUUUUGGUACGGUAGAUCAAACUGUGCAAAUUAAUAAGGUAAUUUUGAGUGCUAGAGAGGUAAAUGGAUCACCUAAGAUGGUUGGGAAGAGAUUUUAAGAGAAUUCAUCGUUGCAGCUAGAGGUGUUGAGACAGAUGAGUUGGGUAGAACUUUAUUAUGGUUAUAUGUUCCUGAUUUCUCAAAAAAUGGUUCAAUGAGUGAGAUUGAUUCAGUUGUAGAUAAAUAAAAUAGAACUGAAAUAUAUUGGGAGCAAGAUGACUUGUGCUCUGGAUUUAUCGUCAGUAGUACAAACUGCAAUUUACGAUCAAAUGAAAUGGAACUAAUUAGUUAUAACCCUAUCUAGUGCAUGUCAGGCUAGAUAGGAAACUGUGCAGAACUAGUUGCAUAUGCUAGGUUUAAUGUAUAAUUUCAAAGCUAAUAAGAGGCUUACCUUCAGUUUGCUACAACAAUUUUUACCUGCUUCAUUUUAACUGUUGCUUCUCUUACAUUCUCUAAUGAUACUGAAGUUAUAGUAAUUGUGCCUAUUACGAAAAUGGUGGGUAUAAUCAAAACAUUAGCUGAUGAUCCCUUGUAGAAGCCUGAUCCGCCAGUUAUCUAGGAAGAGGAUCCUAAUGCAAAAAAUGAUAAAAAUCAGAUGAGAACAGUAGAAUUAGAGAAAACUAUUUACAGGAUAGGAAAUCUUCUACAAAUGGCUUUUGGCUAGCUGGGUGCUCUAAUAAUUAGAGAGAAUGUUUCGUCAGGUGAUGGUAGUCUUGAAAUUAUGAUACCAGGCCAUAGAAUCAAUGUAAUUUUCAUGGUAAUAAGAGUAAAUGAUUUCGUGGAGAUUUCAGAUACCCUCUAGGAAAAUACAACUGUAUUUUUAAAUAAGGUAAUAAAGAUACUGCAUGUUUGCGGAGAGAAAUGGAGUGGUUCUGCUAAUAAAAAUGAAGGCGAUAAGUAUCUACUUACUUGGAAACUUCCAGAUAUUGAAGAAAGUGAAAAUGAGAAAAAUGAACAGUAAUUAGAACUUAGAACAGAAUACGCUGAUAAGAGUCUAAUUACUGCUGUUAAAAUUGUUUCAGAAAUAAGGAGAGCAUCUGAAUUAGCAUCAUUCUCCAAGAAGCCUGAAAUUAUUAAGAAGUUUGGACCAAAUUAUAGACCUAACCUUAGCUUUGGACUUCACAUGGGCUGGACUAUUGAAGGUGCGAUAGGUUCUGAGUCAAAGAUUGAUGCGUGUUAUUUAAGCCCUCAUUUGUAAAUAGCAUAUAGAAUUGAAGAACUGUGUCAUCACUACGAUAUGCAGAUAUUGAUUACUGAGUCAAUUUAUAAUUUGAUGAGUCUUAAGGCUAGAAACACUCUGAGAAAGAUUGAUGUUAUAAUUAUGAAUGAGAGUAAGGAACCAAGAGGAAUCUAUACUUUCGAUUUAAGUUUUAAUAAUCAAGAAUAAAUGACUAUUCCUGAUGAUCAUGAAUGUGGAGACUUAAUCAAACUGUAAGAAUACGAGUCAAUCAAUAUUGAGAGUUUCAAAAAUAAAGGAGUAGAUUAUAUGUUCACACUGGAUAGUGAUAUUGUUGGGCUACAGUAGCAUAUCUAAGAGUUCAACCCUAUUUUCAGAUAGGCAUUUAAAUGUUAUAUAUCUGGUGAUUGGUAAAAUGCUUACGAAAGCAUUGAAAGAUGCUUAGAGCUCUGGGAAAAUGAUGGUCCAACUAAAGCUAUUCAAGUCUUCAUGUCUUAUUUCUAAUUCAAUGUUCCUGAUACUUGGAAUGGUUAUAGAGAUGUUGAUGAAAAACUCAACUUUGAUGAAUUAAACAGAUAUCUAGAAGAGUAGGAGGAAGAGGAGGCUAACAAUGCUAAUCCAAAUGCUAGUUUACAGUAGCAAAUCCCGCCUAGAAAUAUAGAAAGCUAGAUAACAAUGACAACUAAUAAGAACUGA